AUGACGACGCAAACGGACCCUCUGGCGAAAUCGGUCCGCGGGACGAACCCGCAAAACAUGAUGGAAAAAAUUACGAGGGAUAAAGUGUACGCGAUGACGUUUUGGAAAGAAAAGUGUUUCGCGGUGUCGGCGGAAACGCUGGUGGAUUUAGCGGUGACGGAUUUGACGCAAAUAGGAGGGAUAUACGGAGGGAACAAUCGAGCGACGGAGUUUUUGUGCUUAGCUUUGAAGAUGCUGCAAAUCGCGCCGGAGAGAGAGAUUGUGAUUGAGUUUAUUAAGAACGAAGACCAUAAGUACGCGAGGUUGUUGGGGGCGUUUUAUUUACGACUGGUUGGGAACUCCGCGGAGGUGUACAGAUAUUUAGAACCGUUGCUGAACGAUUACAGGAAAGUACGGAGACGCGUGAAAAGUGGCGGGUGCGAGUUAACGACGGUGGAUGCGUUCAUAGACGAGUUGUUGACGAAAGAUUUUUGUUGCGACAUCGCGUUGCCGAGACUGGCGAAACGGUUCGCGUUGGAGGCGACGGGCGCGUUGGAGGAGAGGAAGUCGUUGUUAGAGGAAGAGGUUGGUGAAGGCGAGGAUUUCGAGACGGUGAUUGAAAAAGCCGUGGACGAGGAGAUGGCGAAGAGGAGAGCGAUGGCGAUGCCAGGGGAAACGGUUAACGUAGAUGGGGACGAUGGGGAGGCUGACGGUGCCGCUACGAAGAAGAAGCGAAGUUUAGAAGAAGAAGAAGAAGAAGAAGAGGGAGAGAAGAAUUCGAAGAAAAAGAAGAAGAAAACGGAAGAUAAAGAGGAGGACGUGGAGAUUGCCGAAGCGAACGCGUUGCGUUUAAAGCUUGGUUUGAAACCGUUGAGAGGUUGA
Messenger RNA from Bathycoccus prasinos, 861 nucleotides. RefSeq names its product Pre-mRNA-splicing factor 38A. The record is from RefSeq and is a predicted model, not a curated record. Gene Ontology annotation, cellular component: precatalytic spliceosome. The transcript has a single exon. Bases 1 to 861 code for a protein of 286 amino acids. NCBI's taxonomy places the organism in Eukaryota, Viridiplantae, Chlorophyta, Mamiellophyceae, Mamiellales, Bathycoccaceae.